AUGGGUAGCUCAAAUACAUUCUACUACGAUUCAUCAGCUUAUUUCACCCUUAUUAUAGCUGGUGAUAUUUCAUUUGGCAACAAAAGCUGGGCAGGCCCCCUUUUCACCAUAAUUGGAACUUCUAUCACAUUCAACGGGAACGGCCAUAAUUUCAAUGGUGGAGGUCCCUUCUAUUGGGAUGGUACGGGUCUCAGUUCCGGCACACAAAAGCCAGAUCCUAUGAUGAAGAUCGAAAUGUCAGGAAUUUUUCAGAAUGUAACAGUGGUCAACUCGCCCGCUCGGGCUUUCGCUGUGUCAAAUCCCGCACCCUUGUUGAUGACAGGAUUGACAGUUGAUGACUCUCAAGGAGACUACGCCAAUAACAGGAGCAAUGGCAUUACCGCUGGCCACAACACCGAUGGAUUCGACGUGAGCGGCCAUGACGUAACGAUUCAGAACUGUACGGUUCAUAAUCAAGACGAUUGCCUUGCAAUCGGCAAAGGGACAAACAUCAUCUUCGAUCGCAACACCUGCAUUGGUGGUCAUGGUAUCUCAAUUGGCUCUAUUGGCUCCAAUGUCGCUGUUUCUGGCGUCAUCGUCACGGGCAACAUCAUCACCGACAGUGACCAGGCUCUUCGUAUUAAAACUAUUGCUUCAGCAACUGGGAGUGUCGUUGGCAACGUCACAUACUCUGGAAACACUGCGAAAGGAAUCCGAAGAUUUGGCGUGAUCAUCGACCAGAGUUAUCCCAGCACCCUUGGUACUCCUGGAAUGGGCACUAUUAUUUCGGUAUUAUAUGAAACUGCCUUCUUUGACUGGAGUUGA
Laccaria bicolor S238N-H82 is the source of this 804-nucleotide messenger RNA. RefSeq names its product glycoside hydrolase family 28 protein. The transcript is spliced from 14 exons. The record is from RefSeq and is a predicted model, not a curated record. Bases 1 to 804 code for a protein of 267 amino acids. Lineage: Eukaryota; Fungi; Basidiomycota; Agaricomycetes; Agaricales; Hydnangiaceae. Gene Ontology annotation, cellular component: extracellular region. Gene Ontology annotation, biological process: pectin catabolic process. Gene Ontology annotation, molecular function: polygalacturonase activity.